This is a messenger RNA of Exaiptasia diaphana, 6589 nucleotides long. RefSeq lists its product as uncharacterized. Gene Ontology annotation, cellular component: membrane. The record is from RefSeq and is a predicted model, not a curated record. NCBI's taxonomy places the organism in Eukaryota, Metazoa, Cnidaria, Anthozoa, Actiniaria, Aiptasiidae. Gene Ontology annotation, biological process: G protein-coupled receptor signaling pathway; cell surface receptor signaling pathway. Gene Ontology annotation, molecular function: protein binding; G protein-coupled receptor activity.
CAGUCGCAUUGUCUUCAGAACAGUAAGCAAUCAAGAAUUUACACUUAGAAUCAACGUUUAAAAGCAUUUGAGGGCCGUCAGAGCGGCAAUGGAUGCACUCUGGAUAUUWCUUUAUGGAUAUUUUCUGACAUUAUGUGCUGUAAGGACUCACGCAGACUGCACCAAGCCCCUUGGAAUGGAAAGCAAAUGGAAAGGCACCAAGACAUACAUACAUGACAGUCAAAUAACUGCGUCAUCAUCUAUGACCACUAGUAAUAAGGGUAACGGAUCACGAUUGGCCAGAUUAAAUGAAAAGCGUACAAGCAUAGCUGGAUGGUGCGCAGAUCCAGACGAUCAUCACCCGUUUAUAAAAGUAGACCUUUUACGUAUUCAUACCGUUACAAGGAUCGACACGCAAGGGGUCGUGAGCUAUCCCGCUUGGGUGACUGAGUUUAAGGUUGAGUACAGCAUGGAUGGUGUGGCUUGGCACGAAUAUAAAGAAGAUGGGAAAGUCAAGAUUUUUCCUGGUAAUAUAAACUCYAUGAUUCCAAAGAAAUCGUUGCUGAAGGUGCCAAUUACUGCUCGCCUUAUCAAAUUGGUUUUACUUAAGAGUAGUGAUGAUGCAUUCUGCCUCAGGAUGGAGUUGUAUGGAUGCGAGCCAAAAGAAGAUUGUCAGACACCUGUAGGACUCGAGGAUAGAAGGAUAAAAGAUAACCAAAUCACAGCUUCGACUCACUGGAACGAACAUUAUGCMUAYAACGCUCGUCUUCAUAAUAAAUUCAGUUCCUCGAACGACGGGGUCAUGUGGGGAGGAUGGUGCACAGAUAAGAAGGACACCAAUCAGUAUCUAAAUAUAGACCUCGGUCACGUGAGAGCUGUGUCGGGGGUGGCUACACAAGGGUACAUCACAGGUAGCUUUGUGAAGAAUUAUAAGAUGAAUUACAGCCUUGAUGGACAGGAAUGGAAAAUGUAUACACAGAAUGGAGUUAAUAAGAUAUUUUCCGGCAACUGGGACAACGAAACAGUGAUCAGAAAUUGGUUCGCUCGGGUAUUUGCGAGGUAUAUUCGUUUAAAUCCCGUGUCAUGGGCCCCUAGAGGCUAUAUAUGUAUGCGGGUAGAAAUCUACGAAUGCUCGCCGACUGUAGGAAGCGUGCCAAUCGUUUCCCCACCAGGGGCGAGCUACAAAGUCAAUCGGACRUCAUCUCUUAAUAUAACRUGUAUGAUAAGAGGUCAAGAGAACUUUGCMUUUAUUUGGAUGAAGAAUGGUUUUGCUAUAGCUAACACGAGUACACAAAYUAUGCAACGAAAGGUAUUCGAYAACGGAACCACUCUCAGUACUMURACCUUGCGUAACAUCAAGUACCAUGACACUGGUUCGGUGAUAUCGUGUACUGCUUGGUAUCCUGGCUUGUCAAUCAAUACAUCACGAAAUGUGCACGUGUUUGUUAAUGCACCACGACCUAAAAUCAAAGUCACUGUUCUCAAGUCACGUGAUGUCACCAUAGCAAUCAUGGAUCCUUCUCCCGAUGACACCUCCAAGUACCUCAUAAGGUACAAAAUCAAUGAUGAUGAAAACGUCCCUUGGACCAUAAUUGAGCGUGCUAGACCAGCCCUCAGAAYGUCGUCCAMRGUAUACAUAAAGAUUAAAGACUUGAAGCCUUUUACAAGCUAUGUAACUGAAGUAUCGUCAUUGUACAAGGACAAGGACACCGGACCGUAUAGUGUCCCUCUUUCCUUCAACACCGACGAAGAUGUUCCAAGCGGACCCCCACGUGACGUGCUUGUGGAGCCAAUCACUGACGAUCAUAUYAUAGUUUCAUGGUCUGUACCCAGUUAUAAUAAGGUCAACGGACGAAUAGUGAAGUACGAAGUUGCCUAUCGCAGUGAUAACAAGAAKUUUAAGAGGYUAUUCACCAAGCAGCUACAAAAAGAGAUCACCGGCUUACGGAAAGAAAAGAAUUAUGAGAUUAUUGUACGUGCGUAUACACGUAAAGGACCUGAUGUGAAACCAAAAUCUGAGACAACGAAAGCAUUGGAAAGACUGUCAAAGGUGACAGUUACCUCACAGAACGCUGUCAAAGUCACUGCAACAGUCCAAAACCUAACCAAGACAAGUGAUGACAAUUUCAUCGUAGACGAUGUGCACAUGACGGCGACCAUCCUCAAUAAAGUCGUCUCUUCGAAUCUAAGCUCGGCGAAAGUUGGUGAUAACCUGCUCAAGACGAUCAGCAAUGUCAUGAAUGUAAACACUGAAACCCUGCACAAGACACAGAAGAAAUACAACUCGUCUGCGACGUUUGUCAAAGUCCUCGAGAAGUUCAUCGAAAAAGGCGGCAAAUUCUCAAUCAACACCAACAACGUCGCCGUCCACCAGCAAAAGAUCAAAACCGCAUUCACGACCAUGCGCACUAGCUUCACCACCAAGAACAACAAAAUCAUCAUCAACAGUACCACUGAUGUCACUUCCGGUACUGGCCAAAGCGACGCGUCUGCAGAGAUUCAUUCCACCACGUUUCCUGGCAACGAAACAACCAAUGAAACUGUGUACUUUGUUUACUACAAAAGCAGCAAACUCUUCGCGCCAAGCUUCCAGCAGGUGACAGUAUGUCAGGACGGCUUCACGGCGACAAAUAGGCGUAAAAUCACGCGUCGUGGACCGCUAUACACGGUAGAAAGAGUCCAUAAAAGUCUCGUGACAGAGAGUAGUCCUGUCAUUGCAUCCAGUCUACGAGGACGAGAGGUUGUCAACYUAUCUCAGCCGAUUACUAUUAGGUUCAAACUUCCACCUGAAAUGAUCGAAGCCAACCAUACCAAAUGUGUUUGGUGGGACUUCAAUGCUAAAGGGGGUCUCGGAGAUUGGUCUACUGAGGGAUGUGAAUUCAAACGCAUCAUCAACGAUACCAUUGAAUGCGAAUGUAAUCACAUGACCAACUUUGCUGCUCUCGUGGAUGUAUACGGUCCGUCGUCCAAAGCUUGUGGUAAACACGAGUUUGCGCUCUCAAUAAUAGCAUAUAUAGGUUGUGGUCUGUCCAUCCUUGGUUUAGCUCUCACCAUAUUCACCUAUGGGUUCUUUGCUAAACUACGUAAAGAAAUCGCCGCCAAGAUCCUUCUCCAUCUGUGUACAGCCCUUCUCUGUGUUCUAAUAGUCUUUAUAUCUGGUGUAGAACAAGCCGUCAAGUCUAAACUUAACUGUCAAGUAGUGGCUGUCUUGAUGCAUUAUUUUCUACUCGUUGCAUUUAUGUGGAUGUUCUUUGAAGCAUACUUUAUGUAUUUUGCUUUUGUCAAAGUGUGGAAUGACCACGGUGAUUACAUUUUAUUGAAAUGUGCAAGUAUCGCUUGGGGUCUUCCUGGUGUGGUUGUCACGGCUACCAUUCUUGUUGAUACAGAAAAUUAUGGAGGCGAACACUAUUGUCGUCUUAAAGGUCUUGCUUUCUUCCUGGCCUUCCUGGCCCCAGUGGUAUCAAUCAUUAUUUUCAACACCAUCAUAUUCUCUAUGAUUAUGUACAAACUAAGUGUUCGACCCCCGGCCAGACCCGCUGACAAAGAUCGCGGGCGCGAGGGAUUUCUUCAACUUCGUCGAGCGUUCGGGAUUCUAAUUCUGGUCGGACUGACCUGGAUGUUCGGUUUCUUCGCUAUCAGUGACUCAAGACUUAUAUUUACAUAUACCUUCUCAGUUCUAAAUUGCUUCCAAGGAUUUUCGAUUUUCAUGUUCUAUUGCGUGACACAAAGGAAUGUGCGUGACAGUUGGAUGGCGUUACUWCGUUGUGAUCUUCAAAGCUUGAAUAGAAAGACUGUAUUUACGGAAUCUUACGAUCCUAAAACAAAGACAUAUCUACAAGACACUGGUAUGAGACCCAGGACAAGAUCUGAACCAACUAAGAACACRUUUAGUACUUUGCAAAGGGAGAAGUUCAGACCAAGGAUGCACACAGCAGAUGUAAAGCUACCAGUACGAGACAAGCAAACCUGUAAACGWGAAACGAGUAGCGACAAUCCAAAUUACGAACACAGCGUGGCCGAUGAACAUGGUACCAAGUACCCACAAUACGUCACCGUUACCAUAGAACCGCCACCUAAUGAUAAUGCAAGCGAAGAAUUCGAAAUGACGCCUAUCCCUGGGUCAARAUCCGGGAGCUUGAGAUCACAURAACARGAAUCACGUGRUACGGUGCAUUCCAACCAAUCAACGCCAAAGCUGUUUAGAAUGUUCAAAAUGGGAAAUUCAAUAAGUGCGUUUAGYAAAGCACCGCAGGUCGGUAAAAACACGUUAAAACGCACGGCUUCGCAUACUCCUGAAGCACCCAAGCAGUAUACUCCAGUAUGCUUACGGAGAACGCAGUCCGCAAUGUCUCUCGGGAAGGAAAACAGAAUCAGUGGGGAUAGUUUAAUUACAUACGCGUCGACGUCAUCGGAGUCGUUAAGUACGGACUCACAAAGUCCACGAAACGGCGAAACAAGACGAUURUUGACGUUAUCAAGACUCGAYCCAGAUAAUUAUGGAGAACUAAUUAUUAGCUCCCAACGCGGCUCAGUGCGAGGCAUUGUGGGUCACGUGGAAACAUCAGUGGAUACGUAUGACGAUCUAAUUGAUGAACUAUCAGACAGUGAGAAAAAACGAUCAUUAUCGUUACCUGCUAACGCCUACAGCUACAUCUUUGAUUCUUAACGCAAGGAUUUCAUCAAACAAAGUAGUCACACUAGCGUAGUCUGAAUUUAAAGGAGUUACAUCGAGGGAUGAGAAAUUUGACGACAAAUCCAUUGGGAAUCCUGGCAAUUACACCAGGGUCGGUUGGAUUCUUGGAAUUCGUAAUAAAUGGCCUGGAAGCGUCUAAAUUUGCGCUAGAUUGCAACAAUGGCUAAAUUUUUGCAAGCCGUAAAUAAACAAUGGAAUUAAAUGGAAUCGAAGACGUCAUUUAAUGCUCUGGAAGAGCUGUUAUUGUGAAAAGGUCACAGCAAYUUCAAUGAACUUUGGCAAUUCAAAUGAAGCACCAGGGACGAAUGAAAUCAUUGAAGUCGUAGCAUAAGCUCUGGCAAUGCCUGUGGCGAGUAAGAUUUACAAUAAAAGGUGUUGUCUUUGAAAAAUCUAAGCAACUGGAUCGCGUGGAUUCAUUAGAAUUGCUGGACAUUGCUUUAAGAGCCACCGAAAGAGUCAUCAACAUCCAAGUAGAUAAUGUACUACUUGCAAAGUGUACUUUAUACAAGACGAGCUUUGUUGGACGAUGAUUAAUUCUCCUUACCAAACUUUCGAGAAAUUAUUUAUGAGUUUGGAAAAAGUAGACUUCUAUUUGCCUUCAAAAAGGCGCAGCGCUCACAGUCCUAAACACAUACCCAUGGUACUUUUACCUCAUUUGAAAAUGGCCAGGAAUUCUUGGUAAUGUGGUGCGGUAAUAUGUCAGUAUAAGGAAGGGUGAUUGCACAAUCCGUGAAACAAAAUAGGGGCUAAAGGAAGUAAUUGAGAAGAUUUGAUUCACGGAUUUAUUGCGUGGCRCAGGGAUCCCGUCUGCAGCGCAGUAUUUGGGAGCAAAAUAAGUAGUUUUGUGUAUAUAGAUGCGGAAGCUGAACAAGUAUGCAAGAAAAUAAUGUGCAAAGGUUAUAUAUAAAGAGAUUUUUGGAAUAUGCUAACAAUAAGUAUAUUAUAAAUUUGAGUAGAUUUAAAAGAGAUCCAACAAUAUAUUUUUUUGGUAAAGAUUAAUUUUGAAACUUAUAUACAACAAUUUGAAUUGUGAAAUUGGUUACACAGAAUAGACAUCUAUUUUUAUACAUAGAAAUCAUGGUUUGAAGCACAAGCUAUUGACCAAUCAGAAGCUUUGGUGUCACGUGGCUAAACAGCCUUCUCUGAUUGGUGUAAGGGCAAUUAGGCCCGUAUUUCUGAAUAUUUCUUAAAGUCAACUGUUUUUCAUGAAUGUUAUGUAUUUUUAUGGAUAAUAUUUUAUCUUUUAUGAUAAGACUCUUACACUUUUAGGCCGCCAUUUUGAAUUUCUGCAAGUGAAGGAAGAAGGAAAAUUACUUUCUCUGAUGUUUUUUUUUCUUUAAUUUCAAGUACUACAUCAAAACGUCAAAAUGUAUUUGAAUAUUACGUUCUUGAACCUUUACUGUAAUAUUGAAGCAUUUAACUCACUCUGAACUCGGUUCAUUUUUGAAAAUUUCAGUAUAAAUGUCCGAGGCCUAACUCUUCAAGAGAGCGGGAUGAUUCAACAUGGCGACCGUCUUAUAUCAUAGUUCUUCUCGUUUGAAUGCAUAAAUCAGUUUAUCAAGAUGAUAUUAUAAAGAUUGUGUUGUAAAUAGAAAUACCACGACUGGCUCUAGUGAUGUUUAUACCACCGUACGUUUAUUACAUCCGUGAAACAGAAACAAAUUGCGCUAAAUUACACUAGUUAAAAAAAAACAAACCAACGAUUAAUCAAUUUUUCGUACUGAUUUGUUAGUAAACCUGUUCACGGAUGCAAUAAGUGCACUAAUAAAUGCGAAUCUACUUUUAGCGUGUUGUUACUGUGUUAUUGGGCUACCUGUGGUCCAGGAGGACUAGUUCAAAGCACAGUAAAGAGUGUCUGUACUUUGGUGCUAAGCCAGGAAGAGAUUUAUAAAUGACAUUAAAUUGUGUUUUAUAUGA